This is a messenger RNA of Linum trigynum, 3536 nucleotides long. Lineage: Eukaryota; Viridiplantae; Streptophyta; Magnoliopsida; Malpighiales; Linaceae. The record is from the annotation of a GenBank genome assembly.
UGCUGUUAUUUGCUGUCUUGUUGUUUGAUUCAGCUAUCGUUGGGUUUCUUUGUUUGUUUUCUCCCUCCCUCGGUCUUUCUCUUCGUUUUCCUUUGGAGAAGGUGCUGAGCAAUGUGGAAUUGUGUUCAUUGCUGAAUUUCAGAGCAUAGGGUGACGGUGUUCUGUGUGGUUAGUGAACUGCACAACUGUCGGGACCUUUGUUCUUUGCCCAUAACCUGCCAGUGGUUGAAGCGAGAAAGCAAGCCCAGCGGUGGGUGAGGACUGUGACCACCCUUCGUUCAUGAUUCCAGGCGUUCUUAUGUAGCUUCUCGAACAAUGCUUGUUGAAUUGUUCUUUAUACCUCGAAGGUAAAUGAAUGAGUAGCUCAUUGUUGACUGAAGAGACCGGUUGUUCAAUUCUGAGAACAUGUUUGUGAUUUGUGUUACAGUUUGGGGUCGUUUGGAUAGAUUAAUUGUGGUAUUUUGUAAAGUCAAAUAACUCAUUAAUUGUUCAUGUGGUAUUUCAUGGUAAUUGGAUUAAAGGAAAGUAUCUCUUUUAAUUGAACCAUACAAUACAAAUGUGGUAUUUGGCAUGUGGUAUUUGGUAAAAACAAAAGGGCAAAACAAGUUAUUACGAAAUAACAUAGGGGCAUGAGUUAUUUUAAAUAACUCGUUUUGAAUUAUUUUUAAAUAACUCAUUUCAGUAUAAUGCUACCAAAUUAGUUAAUUGUGUACAAAUAAUUUCAAAUUAGUUAAUUGUGUACAAAUAAUUUCAAAUAACUCGCUCAUAAGUCAUACCUAAGGUUGGGCAACAGGCAGGUUGGGUGGGUUUUGGUCUCAAAUUGACCCACCUGCUUACUAGCGGGUUGGAAUAAUUGUGAUCUGCAAUCCACCCACAUACUUCUGCGGGUUGUGUUGGGUGGGUGGCGGAUGGGUGCGGUUCGGUGGCGAGUCAACCCGCAAAAGCAAUUUUCCAUCUAGCCAUUAAGAAAGUUGACUAACAUUUAUAAUAAGUUCAUAGCAAAUUAGUAAAGACUGUAUCAAUAAUUUGUGAUUUUGAUACAAUUAAUAAUUUAUAGUUUGCAUCCCAAUAUUUAAUGGUUGUUAACAAUAAUCUGCAUAUUAAUAUCUAAUAUCUAAUGGAUAUUGCACAACACAAUGACCAAUAAUAGUAGUCAAAACUAUUAUUUAUUCUCCACCUUUUGAAGUAUAUGGUCAGAUUGUAGUGCAGUUCGAUUAUAUGAUGAAUAUUCGAUAGUUUUAGAAACAACUUUUUUUCAUGUAAAAAUAGGAUGCGGGUCAUAUGGGUGACCUGCAAUCCACCCACCACCCACCCACAUAAGUGCGAGUGAGAGAUUUACCAAUACGCAUUUCACUCAUAUCAAUCACCCACUACGUGCAGGUCAGGUUAUUGCGAAUAUCUCGAUAUCAAUCAGCGGAUUAACCACCCCUACUCAUACCCAUUCAAGCUUCUCUGCAACCGGGCAACUGAUCUCCUGAAACAGUCGCAUAUGAACUCGAUCUUUCUACCGGUGGUCCUCAGUGACCAGGCCCACAAGCCCAUUGACCUGCCCGUCUCUGAAUUACGGGCACCUGCUUCCUUCGUUACCUUUUCCCAUCGACCAUUUUGGCGGUAAAUCUAACCGCCAAAAGAUCGCGCCAUUUCAGAUUUUUCAGCGACCAAUUAACCUAACUCGUGAGUCGUGAUUACGCUACACACACUGUAUACCCACCGCCGCGACCGAAAAGGCGAAAACCCGAGGGAACAAGAUCCGAAAGGGCGAGAGAGAGAAGGCGAGGGUUCUCGAACUAUCCUUAGCAGAAAUGGCUGCGACAGAGGCGCAGGUGGAGGAAGACUUCGCUGUGUGGAAGAAGAACACUCCAUUUCUCUACGACCUCGUCAUAUCUCACCCUCUAGAAUGGCCAUCUCUCACUGCUCACUGGGUCCCGCUACCGUCUCCGCUUCCCUACUCCGCGGAUCCUUCCUCUUUCAGUGUCCACAAGCUCGUCUUGGGAACCCACACCUCCGACGAGUUCCCCAACUACCUCAUGGUCGCCGACGCCGUCCUGCCCACCCGAGAAGCCCAAGCCAGGCUUGAUGGGGACUCGGAAGACUCUCCUAUUCCAAAGGUGGAAAUAAGUCAGAAAAUCCGGGUGGAUGGGGAAGUGAACAGGGCGCGGUGUAUGCCACAGAAUCCGGCUGUUAUUGGUGCAAAGACUAGUGGAGCUGAGGUUUACGUCUUCGACUCGGCCAAACAAGCUGAGAAGAAGGGUGACGAUUGUGAUCCUGAUUUUAGGCUGAGGGGUCAUGAUAAAGAAGGCUACGGAUUGUCAUGGAGCCCCUUUAAGCAAGGUUAUCUUGUGAGUGGUUCGAAUGAUUGCAAGAUAUGCCUGUGGGAUGUCUCUGCUGUGGCUCAAGACAAAGUGCUUGAUGCGUUGCACGUUUAUCAGGCCCAUGAAAGCGUGGUUGAGGAUGUUGACUGGCACUUGAAGAAUGAGAAUUUGUUUGGUUCAGUUGGGGAUGAUUGUCAAUUGAUGAUUUGGGACCUUCGGACAAACCGGACUCAGUCUUCUGUGAAAGCUCAUGACAAAGAGAUCAACUACCUCUCCUUCAAUCCAUUCAACGAGUGGAUUCUGGCUACAGCAUCUUCAGACUCUACUGUUGGUCUGUUUGACUUGCGAAAGAUGGAAGUACCUCUCCACGUUUUAAGUGGCCACACUGAAGAAGUGUUCCAAGUGGAAUGGAACCCUAAGCAUGAAACCGUGCUGGCAUCCUCUGCUGAUGAUCGAAGGCUAAAUGUCUGGGACCUUAGCAGGAUCGGGGAAGAACAGUUGGAAUUAGAUGCAGAGGAUGGCCCACCGGAACUUCUAUUCUCCCAUGGGGGUCACAAGGCGAAGAUAUCUGAUUUCUCGUGGAACAGAAACGAGCCAUGGGUAAUAUCAAGUGUCGCAGAGGAUAACUCUCUUCAGGUUUGGCAGAUGGCUGAGAGCAUUUACCGGGAUGAUAACAUUGACAGCGACAUUGCAGCCACGGAUAAGCAACCAUAAAUAGGGGAUGAUGUCCUCCAGUGCCCCUAACUUUACAAGAUCCGCUUUUCAUGUUAUGUUAAGACACACACAAUGCUGUUUGGACUCUGUUUUAGCUCAGUGUGUUUCUUGUUUUAUGCCAUGUUGUGGUAUCUUUUUGGAGAAUGGGAAGUAUUCAUUCGUGUCUUGGGAUGUAUAGUCUUGAUUGGUUUCGUUGAAGUUUCUGUCUCCCUUUCUUUUGAGCAUGUGCUCAUUGAGACUUGAAGCCUGCCCUAUGGCUUGGUUCCAGGAACCUUCGUUUCAGAUGGGAAGCCGCGGCUGGAAAGCAAAAGCCUCUCAUGGAAUCCUCUGAAUCUCCAGAUUCUGAUUCUCUUUCCAUGUGGUCUAUUCACGCAGGGUUGCUUCAAAAGUGAGCUGAAACUUUAGACAAAGAUCAUCCACCAAGCAUACAAAGUGAAAGGGGCCUUAUUAUUAGCUGUUGGGCAUUUGGUUGCCAUUAUAUAAGCAAACAAAAAAAGCUUAAAGUUGUGC